AUGAUCGGCCUCCUCUGCUGCACCUUCGGCAUCGAUCGGUUGGGCACGAGAUAUAUCAUGCACGGAGCCAAGCUCUCUCGCCAGCUCGGCCUUCACCAGGAGUCCUCGACGUAUUUUCAACCCCUACCGGGCGAUAAUAUGAUCUCGAUGAUGAAGGCCCAUAAGAUGCUUUCAUGGGCCAUCUUUGAUGUUCAGGCAUUGGCCUCCCAGGUGUACCGAAAGACGCCCGCGUGGCCGCAACCGCCACUGGUGAGAUUGUCGGAAGAGGAGGCCACGAUACUCGACGAGGGCAGAGAGUGGAGCCCAUAUCCGUUCCGCACUCCGGUCCAUCUCCCGUUCUUCUAUACGGCAGCCAGGAUCCGCAACGAGCUCGUCGCCGUCGUGAACGAGAUCGCCUCGGUUGCCCUCAGUUUCCCCGACGCCGCUCGACGGGAUGACGUCUGGGAUUAUGGUUAUGUUCUCUAUCAUCGGCUCGUCAAUUGGAGGGCCAACUUACCAUGGACCGUCAUGCCCCGACAUAACACGACCCCUCAUGUUCUGUGCCUCCACUUUUAUUUCCAAGCGACGCUCGUAUCAUUGUGCGGAAUCUAUCUGACCAAUUUUGACUCCGUUCCCCCGGAUGCUCGGUGGGAUCCUCAGGACGCCAAGGACCAGGCUAUGAACACGAUUGGGUCACUCGUGCUUCUGUACCGACAUAACCACGGAUGGAAAUCGGUCCCGAUCGUGAUGCUGCAUUAUUUCUGUCUAGCCGGGGUUGACUCGAUCUCCAAGUUACAUCCUCGAGACCCCAAAUGGGGGCUCGUCCUGGAAAGUUGCGUCGUCGGGCUCUGGCACAUGAGUUUGGGUUGGGGCCGACUCUGCACGGCAUUCCUUCGCACAAUCGAGCUCGUCGUGAAAGCAACUCGACCCGAGCCCACUCUCGUCCCGCCCAAGGUGCAUGCCAUCUUCCAGCAGCUGAACAGCAGUCGGUGGACUACCAAGGAUGUUUCAUCGCUGGCCGCGGACUACAUGGUGCACCACGUCCCUAAUGUUGCGGGAACAUCAGGAAGCUCUCCUGCCGGUUCUCGCGCCCAAUCUUUGGAAAGUCUCAUUCUAUCGCUGGAAGGCUUGUCCAUGCAGUGA
Molecule: messenger RNA, 1122 nt
Organism: Aspergillus melleus
Lineage: Eukaryota; Fungi; Ascomycota; Eurotiomycetes; Eurotiales; Aspergillaceae
Product: fungal specific transcription factor domain-containing protein
Exons: 3
Coding region: 1-1122 (373 amino acids)
Source: RefSeq, a predicted model, not a curated record